This is a messenger RNA of Papilio polytes (common Mormon), 524 nucleotides long. RefSeq lists its product as uncharacterized. Lineage: Eukaryota; Metazoa; Arthropoda; Insecta; Lepidoptera; Papilionidae. The transcript is spliced from 4 exons. The record is from RefSeq and is a predicted model, not a curated record. The coding region runs from base 33 to 359 and encodes 108 amino acids.
CAAAGGGUUAAGACGACGGAAAAGCAAAAGAAAUGGACGUGAAAAGUUUCGUUGUGUUAUUGUUCUGGCUGACGAUGACGAUUGCUCACGGACCACCUCGGGACCGCGACAACGAGGAUAUUGUUAUGGGACGCAAGAUGGGUGCGAAAUGGUGCAGUAUGGCGAAGGUAUGCAACCACGACCGCGUGCCCGUGUGCGGAGUCAGCCACGCGGGCGACAUCAUGGGCUUCAGGGACCUUUGCGAUAUGUUUGACUUUAAUUGCAUUAGACGACGAAAUUACAAGCAAACGGCUUGUCCCGAAGAUAAAUCAAUACUGAGCGUGUCGCGCCGGCCCACAAACAGUUACUAUGAUGAUUAAAAUAUAAACAUGUAUACUUUAUGUUAUCUACGAUUUAUGUUAUCCUUUAUGUUUUCCUACUUAAGUUAUGAAAAUCACUAUUUACUUUAUUGUAUUAAAUUUGUAUUUUAUUAAAAGUAUUUUAAUCCAAUUGUAUACUGUUUUAACUUGUACCUUUUUGUUUUA